Caenorhabditis bovis is the source of this 2163-nucleotide messenger RNA. The record is from the annotation of a GenBank genome assembly. Lineage: Eukaryota; Metazoa; Nematoda; Chromadorea; Rhabditida; Rhabditidae.
AUGAUGAUGAAUCAUGGCGUCGAUCAGCCCGUGUUUCAUCACGGGCAUAUGGAGGAAGAGAUGCUUAUGGAAGAACAUGACUACGGAUCGUUCCACAUGCCGAUGCAUUACACAGAGGAGGACGAGCUUGCUGAUGGAAUGAUUCCACCAAGAGCAGUUCACCAAUGCAACGUUUGCAACAAAAUUUUUGUGUCUUUCAAAGGUUUACAACAACAUGCCGUGAUACAUACGGACCAAAAGCCAUAUCAAUGCGAUAUAUGUGCCAAAUCUUUUCGUUUCAAAUCUAACCUUUUUGAACAUCGCUCUGUGCAUACGGGUUUCACGCCUCACGCUUGCCCUUACUGCGGAAAAACCUGCAGGUUAAAAGGAAACCUUAAGAAACAUUUGAGGACGCAUGUCACUACAAAAGAGGAACUUGAAGCUGCUUGGCGACCAUUUGCAAGCAAUCGGAGGCCGCCGGCUGAUAUACCAGAAGACGCAAUAAUAGUUCGAGGAACAGGUGGCCCAUAUUAUACUCCAGUUCCUAGACCACGAAAGAAGAAGUUAGGUCUUGGUCCUGCUCCCGACUUUUGGGUUGAACGGAUAAAACGAGGAGAAAUUUUACCUGAGAUGGAUAUUGUUGAGAAAAUACGGAGAUUUGAGGACAACAUAUUCAACACAAUAUCAACAGCGAACAAUGUAUUUGAAGCUGCACGAUCUAUAGCCUUUGAAACGUUUGAGUGUCCGGUGUGUAAAGCGAAUUUCUUGUCGAUUCAUGACUGUAUGGCGCAUUACAAAUUUGACCAUGUCAAUUUACCGCCCGAAGAUCUUUUCUGCGAGAAGUGUUUCCGUGGAUUCGCCGACCUCCCAAGUUUACAACAACAUAAAAGUUAUCAUGUUCGUGUUCGGAAUAUGUUGAACAGAGGAGUAGUUUCGACUGCUGAACCUCAAAUACUUAUACCAACUCAGGAGGAGAUUACUAACGUUUUGAACGAUCCGAUGAUACAUGAACCACAAUCACAAUAUUUGCUUAUGGAUCCAAUGAAAUACUCAAUAGAACCGAUCUUACUGAAAAUGGGUCUCAAAAAUUGUGAUUCAUCUUCUUCAACGCUAUCCUACGCUGUUAUUCUCUCGGGAUGCUCGUUUCUUCUCAUGAUCACCUCAAUUCCAAUAAUUUUUCUAACCAUAACAGGAAUGGCUGGCGAGUUGGAAGUGGCGCGUAAUAGGUUUGAAGAAACUUCGAACUCACUUUGGAAAGAACUUGUUGUCAAUGAACAACAAAAACGUGUAACGAGACAAUCAUACAAAGAAGGAGAAGGUCCAUAUGGUGAUGUAGCUGGAGCUGGAUCAGUUGAUAGUUCGUGCCCAGCGGGGCCAAAAGGACAACCUGGAACACCGGGUGAACCGGGAAAAGAUGGAGAGAAUGGAGAACCAGGAAAAGAUGGAACACCCGGAAACAAUCAAGCAGGCGAUUCGGCACCACAAAAUUUGUGCACGCCCUGUCCUCCCGGCCCGCCUGGUGUUGCGGGAUACAAAGGAAAACGUGGCCCGCGUGGAGAGAAAGGCGAGAAAGGACCGAACGGUAAUCCAGGAAGAGACGGUGCUCCAGGCGACGAGGGACCAGAAGGAGAUCAUGGACAUCCAGGAGCAAUGGGACCGCCAGGAGAAAAAGGACCUGCUGGAGCCGAUGGAAAAGGAUUCAUUAAAGGUCCACCAGGACCAAAAGGAGAACCAGGAAUGGUUGGAUUGCCAGGAGAUGAAGGUCUUCCAGGAGAUCGUGGAGAAGACGGAACUCCGGGAUCGCGAGGAGAGCCAGGACCACAAGGCACUCCAGGAGAAAAAGGUCCUGAUGGAUUCCCCGGAUUGCCUGGAAACCCAGGAACAUAUGGAAAUGACGCCAACUAUUGUCCAUGCCCAUCCAGAAAGGGUGAUGCUGUUGCUGACGUUAAAGGGAAUGGUGGAUAUCCAGAGAAUGAAGCUGACGUUAAAGGUGAAGGUGGCUACCCAGAAAAGGUCGGAUAUGCUGAAAAGACUCAAAGUGAAUUUGAAGGAGCAGCCGCCGGUGACGGCGAAAUCCCACCACCGCCAAGUUUUGACGGCGUCUCUGCUCCUGCCUAUCCAACUUCGAAUCGAGCUCGCUUUCAGGCGAAGCAGCGUGCAGCGGCUAAUAUCCAGCGAGCUUAA